Branchiostoma belcheri (Belcher's lancelet) is the source of this 2360-nucleotide messenger RNA. RefSeq lists its product as uncharacterized. The coding region runs from base 96 to 2360 and encodes 754 amino acids. The record is from RefSeq and is a predicted model, not a curated record. Gene Ontology annotation, molecular function: protein binding; [protein-PII] uridylyltransferase activity. NCBI's taxonomy places the organism in Eukaryota, Metazoa, Chordata, Leptocardii, Amphioxiformes, Branchiostomatidae. The transcript has 4 exons.
GCCUGCUCAAGUCAGGCGCAUAAAGCUAAGGAGGGGAGCUGUGCCCGCGAAGACAAGGAUUUUUAGACAUUUUGUUAGCAUAGCAAGUGUCCGCCAUGUUGCGGGUGUGUGAGAAACUCCGUGAGGCGGACGAGAAGGGCAGGAGGUACGGACUAGCCCGUGCAGAGACAGGCUACCUCCGUGCCCUGGUGGACGCCAUGGCCGACACGGACAGGCUGGCGGAAGUGGAGCUGCUCAAAACUCUGGGCGACGUGAACGUGGAGAAAGGAAUACUCGGGAAGGACGUGGGGAAGUUCAACACGGCCUUGGCGCUUUAUCUGGCUGCUAAAGUACGGUGUUACUAUGAAGAACAGGGAAACGUCAUAGAACACCGCUACCACUACACGGAGAGGCUUUUAAAAGGGCUGUCCUCCUAUCGCAGGCAUAUCCAGACGGCAAACCAUGACUCCGAAAAUGGAGACCUGGACGCAGCAGAGCAGAACCUAGCAGCCGCCCUGAAGCUUGUUCACGAUCGCAGUAAACCCAACAAGGCUAAAGAAGCCGACUGUCUGUGUAGGUUGGGUGACGUAUACGUUGAGCGAGGUAAGCGGACAGGAGAAGGUAGAAAAUUCACACAGGCAGCAGCUCUGUAUAACGCUUCCAUGGCUCGGACAGAUGGAGACAAGCAAAACAUGGUAACACGACUGCAAGAAACAGAAAGGCAGUUUCUUAAAAACGUAUGUAACCUUGACUGCGAACCGUGUCCGUAUAGUAGCGCGUUAGAGCACAUAAAUGAACUGGACAACUCGCGCGCCCGUGCAAAAUCUCAGCUCGAAACAAUUCAUCAGGAACACAACCCUUAUCAGUAUGAUGAAGACGAUCCCGUCGUGAGAGAGGUAGAGAUCAAACGAGCUGAAGCAAUAAAAGACUUGUUCAAGAGCAUCACAAUUGGAAGACAAGAGUUUAUCCAAGUACUGACAGAUGAAUGCAUCGCCAAACUCGGACCCCCUCCCUGUAAGUACGCUUUCAUCGGGUUGGGGUCACAAGCCACAGAACUGGUGACGCCGUACUCCGACCUGGAGUUCUCCAUUCUGAUUGAGGAGGGGAAGGAUGGUGAUGAUACACGGAGGUACUUCCUAAAUCUCACUCACUACUUACAUCUAAAAGUCAUCAACCUUGGGGAAACCAUCCUCCCAGCCAUGGCCAUCCCGUCACUCAACGACUUUCUCUCAGAAGACCCAGAGAAAGAUUGGUUCUUCGACUCCGUCACACCUCGCGGCUUCGCCUUCGACGGCUUCAUGCCAUGGGCUUCUAAGACUCCGUUUGGAAGAGACGAAACCAAAAGCAAACCUUCUGUUAGUCUCAUCCAGACUCCUGCCAAGUUGGCCGAAUAUCAGCAUCUGCAAAUCGCCCUGGCGGAAGGCUAUCACCUGUCAGACAUCCUCAGACGGGUGGCCUACUUAACAGGAGACGAGUCUUUGGUGAACGAUUAUACAGACAGAGUCAAUAAAAGUGCAGAUCCUAUUCUGUCACGGUUGUCAGCAUAUCUAAUACUGAUGGCUGAUUUACGGCACAUUGUAAAUAUCGAACCAACGGGACAGCUUUUGGAUGUGAAGAAAGAGAUAUACCGUUUCCCCAGCGUGGCCAUUGAUGUGUUAAGUAUUUGCUGUGCCUGUGGUAUUACGAUUCCGAGUGUGUGGAGACUCAUAGAAGAGUUACACAAGGCACAGCGGAUCAGUGACGAAGAUGCCCACCACUUGAUUGUACUGAUAAGCAUCUCAGCGGAGCUACGGUUAAGAACGUACAUUGCCAAUGGAGGACAGAAGGACAAAACAACGCCACGUGCCGACAUUGCUUCAUCACUUAACAACAUUGGGACAUGUUGGAGUUACCUUGGCGAUCAGAUGAAAGCUAUCAGUUAUCUAGAAAAGUCAAUGAGGAUGAGGAAAGCUAUCUAUGGCGAAACAACACCACAUCCCGACAUUGCGUCAUCACUACACAACAUUGGGGCAUGUUGGAAUGGCCUUGGUGAUCAGAUGAAAGCUACAAGUUAUUACGAACAGUCACUGAAGAUGAUGAAAGCAAUCUAUGGUGAAACAACGCCACAUCACGACAUUGCUUUACCCCUUAACAAUAUUGGGACAUGUUGGGGUGAGCUUGGUGACCAGAGGAAAGCUAUCAGUUAUUACAAGCAGUCACUCGAGAUGAGGAAAGCUAUCUACGGCGAAACAACACCACAUCCCGACAUUGCGUCAUUAAUACACAACAUUGGGGCAUGCUGGAAUGAGCUAGGCGAUCAGAGGAAAGCUAUCAGGUAUCACAAACAAUCACUCAGGAUGAGGAAAGCUAUCUAUGGCGAAACAACUGCACAUCGAUCCUGA